Messenger RNA from Lolium perenne, 570 nucleotides. Its product is annotated as ethylene-responsive transcription factor 6-like. Lineage: Eukaryota; Viridiplantae; Streptophyta; Magnoliopsida; Poales; Poaceae. The record is from RefSeq and is a predicted model, not a curated record. Gene Ontology annotation, biological process: regulation of DNA-templated transcription. Gene Ontology annotation, molecular function: DNA binding; DNA-binding transcription factor activity.
AUGCGCGCGCACCCAACCGCCAGGAACAUUCAGCCGCGCGUCGCUUUGCCACCGAUCCACCUCGCUCCGCGCGACGCUCCGCCUUCUCUCCACCUCGCUCGCGCGCCGCUCCGCCUCCACGCCGCCAUCAUUCCUCCCCGCCGCCACUCGAGCUCCGGCUACCGCGGUGUCCGCACGCGUCCGAACGGGACGUUCUACACCGAGAUCCGUAGCGGCGAGGAGCGCAUCGAGCUCGGGACGUUCGAGACGGUGCACGAGACGGCGUGCGCAUACGACGCGGUCGCCUGGCGCCUCGGCCGCUCUCGACGGUCCAUGAACUUCGACGAGACGCGACAGCAGGAGGAAGCCCUCGCGCCGCCGCCAGCCGUCACGUGCGAGGUGAGGCAGCGCCAUCGCGAGCUCGAGCAGCGCCUCGUCGUCGCCGAGCGGGACGAGCACAUGCGCCUCGAGUGGGCGCAGCGCUUCCCAGAGGACGUGGCCGUGGAGGUCGCCUUCUGCGCCGAGAAGGAAGAGGCGAAGGUGGCGCAGAAGGCGGUGAAGAAGCGUGACCGAGAGCCUGCGACCCUCUGA